Molecule: messenger RNA, 1224 nt
Organism: Populus euphratica (Euphrates poplar)
Lineage: Eukaryota; Viridiplantae; Streptophyta; Magnoliopsida; Malpighiales; Salicaceae
Exons: 6
Coding region: 43-867 (274 amino acids)
Source: RefSeq, a predicted model, not a curated record
AAUUGGAGGUGCAGAAAUUGAAGCCAUUUACUGGAAAUUAAAAUGGAGAAAAUGGAGGGUGGUGAUUCCCUAUAUCUGCAGCUUCACAAGCUAUCAGCAGUAGCAACAAAGGAAGAAGAUGUUGAGCACAUCCUUACUUCUCUCUGGAAAAACAGAAGAACCGCUCUCCCUUCUCCCCUUAAAUCCCGCUUUCAAUCUCUCCUCGAUCUCCCUUCCCUUCCUCAACUCGAUCCCGUUUUGGCAUGCCUUCGUUCGAUUAUCAGAAAAUGUGUACAUGAGAAUAUGAGUAGUGAUGAGCUGCUGAAGCUGUUUCCACCUGAUUUAUCCCUUGAGUUGCAAACCACUCUUAUCAAUUUGCUCCACAAGUAUCAAAUUCAAUGGAAGCAGGAUGAUUUAGCUACAACCGAACAGCAUUCGUUGCCGAGGGCUAGUGUUUUUGGGAUUAGUGGUCCGCCGUCGUUUACGGCUGAGGUUCCGACGCAGCUUUGGCCUCGUCAAGAUGAUACUAAUGGACGUUUUAAUCAUAAUGGUUUUGAGGAGCCUACGUCAAUGAUUGCUGAAACUGCUGCCUCAGUUUUUGCCCAACAUAAUGUUACUCCUCUUGACAACAUGGCUAAUGUACCUCGCCUCAAAUCAAUGACAUGGACCACAGAGAAUCGCAACCCUUCAUCAGCUAAUAGAGUUGCCAUCAUAACUCUCAAGCUUCAAGAUUACAGUAAGUCUUCUUCAGGAGAAACGGAAGUGAAAUUUCAGCUUGGUAGAGACACGCUUGAAGCUAUGUUAAGAUCAAUGACCUACAUCAAUGAGCAGCUUUCUAGCAGGGUUGGGAGCUCUUCUGGACCAGCUCAGAAGAAGCAAAAGCAGUAGAUCCAUGGGAGCUCUUCUGGACCAGCUCAAAAGAAGCAAAAACAAUUUCUUUUUGGCCAGGUUGGGAGCUCUUCUGGAUUCAUUCAGUUGCUUCUUGUGCCAAAAAUUCUUCAAUUGGGGUGACCAAUCAAAAGUGCAUUACACGAGCCAUGCCCUAUUGUUUAGAGUAUUUUUAGCAGGAUAGGUAUAAUUUCUGCAAAAUCUGUGCUCCUAGUUUGGGUGUCCUAGUUUCCUAAAACUUUGGCUGCCUGCUCGUUUGAGGGUGUAUUCUAUUUUCUAUGGAAACCAAAAUCCCCAUUUUAGGAUCUAUGAUCGUGGGACAAGAAAAUGCUAAGAAUAAUAGUGUUUCCCUUAGUG